Pelobates cultripes (western spadefoot toad) is the source of this 20603-nucleotide messenger RNA. The record is from the annotation of a GenBank genome assembly. NCBI's taxonomy places the organism in Eukaryota, Metazoa, Chordata, Amphibia, Anura, Pelobatidae.
CCUGGUAGGAGCCUACUCGCGCUCAGCGCUCUCCUUCAGUUGUUGCCGAACAAGGAAGCCGCGCGGCGGACGGUAAGAUCUGGGGGGGGAUUGCGCAUGCGCGGGGCUGCUCUCCCACUAGGCUACUUAUUUACUGCACAAUAGCCCCUCAUUAACACGUCAGGGACUGGCAGCAACUUUAUCCAGGUGUUCGCGUUUUAUUUCUUUUAUCCUGUGCAGUGGUCAUUUGUCGUGGACUACAUUUCCCGUGAGGCUCAGUGUGCCUUCUGGCUGGCUAAGCAUCACGGGAGAUGUAGUCUACGAGAAGUUCUGCACUUUCUGGAUGUAAAAACUGACUUUGCUAGUUUGUCAGGACUCCGAGUCCAUUGCUGUUAAUGCUGGGGGGGUGUUUUUAUAAAACUCUGAGUGAUUUAGGGUGUAUAGGUCUUACCCAAACAGUAUCUGAUCAGACUGGGGGAUAUUAUAAAUAAUUAUUAAUGACAGCUUUACUUCUAUUCCCAUCAAUAUCAUAUGUUUUCAACCCCCAUCUCCAUCCAUUGUAACCUCCAUCAUUCAUCACUGGACAUUGCUUUUUAUUUUGUGGCUUAGUAAUUGGUUUGUGUUGUGAAUGAGGUCAGAGACUGCUGUCAAUAUUAUUAUUAGUGCAUGGUGAUUAAGUGUAAUUUGGCUGCUGAAAUGGUAAUAAUAAUAAAUGAUGGGUUUGGUAAUAAUAAUAAUGAGAAUUAAAAUGUUUGUGAUCAGGCAGUGGGAGAAUGCCAAAUUAGGGCAUGCUAUGGGAAGCUAUAAUUAUUAGCUUUUAUAGAGCAAAUUUAUUAUUAGCUUUUUAAAUAGCUUUUUUUUAAAAAAAAAAUGUAUUAGCUUUUAUAUAUCUUCACCAUUUUCUGCACAGUUCUACAACAGGGCAUAAGCAGCAAAUGAAGAACAAACAAGUGUUUACUGGAAUAUACAGUGAUGAGGACAACCAAGUGAGCUGACAAUCUAUAGGUGGUGUUAGAACUUGACGGUCAAGAUGAUAGAGGGAUGUUGUGAGGGGUUGACAUGGUAAAUGGCUUUUUAGUGGUCAAAUAAAACCUUCAGUAAUGGUGUGAUCACAUGUACAUGUCAGUGUUGCCUGUAGAGCAGAGAUUGCUAUAUCUGUGGCAUAGUAUAUGCCUCUAUUUCCGUCUGGACGUGCUUGUUCCAGCUAUGGAAUUGUUUCACAUUGACAUUAAACUAAGGUCACUAUACAAAUCAUUAGCCAAGCUGAUGGUGUUCUGUCACAUAUAGCUGCAGUGUAUAAUAUGUGAGCAUACAUCUACAAUGAAAUGUGGUGGGCUUUGGGGUGGGGAGGGGGGAUUGAGGCUUUUCAUUUUGAUGAUAAUUUAGUGAAUCUGUAAUGUAAACGUGUCAAAAUAUAUGCAUUCAUAUCUGGACUUUAAAUUGUCCUUAAAUGGAUAUCGCGGCUGGCAGAAUAUAUUGCCAGUCUCGUUUAGUCCUGUGUGGCUUCCCUUACUAAGCAAUGUCCUCACCAGCGGGUUCAUGGCUAGUAACGUGACUGCCACCUUCAGCUUCAUUGAUAGCAGAAGCAGGGAAAUACCAAAAGUAGCAUGUCUACGCAGAAUCCAUUCUCCAAUCUCACCCCUUCUAGUGUUGCUAAGGUAUAUAGAGGCAGGAUAUCCACUCUUAAAUUCUACGGGAUUCUAAAAAUCUACCAGAUCAUAAUCAUAUUGUUAUUUAUCUCAGUCUGUUUUUCCUUGCACUGUCAAAGAUGGAUCAAUGGAAUUGAGACAAAGACACAGAGAAUAUAGCAGAGUGGGAAGGAUUGCUCUAUGUAUGAUGUAAUGGUAUGGGUGGGGGAUAUAACCCUUCAUUGCUGUGCGAUGGCUCACAAGCUGGCAUUUAGACGGAUUAGACCGCAGCAAUUUCAUUCCUCUUUGACCCAAACCUGUCAGGCGAUCGAUACACAAAUGGGUUUUCCCGUUCUUCAUGUGCUGUUCACAGGGAUUAGCAGAUAUUGCAAGCGGUAGUUGGGACAGCUUGUCUUAGAGAAAUUUUUCCAAACAGCCUGCUUUCCAGUUGGUUGUAUGUGCUGUAGAUCUUAGCUUUAUUAAUAUCCUUGUUAUCCAGAUUGGUGGUGGCAUGUGGAAGGCACUAUGGCCAACACAACCUGGCACUGAUUACCCUUCUGAUUGCUUUUAGUUUUGCUGGCAUGAAUCUCAAUGACUUUAGAAAAUUACUACGUUUGCGCGACUUAUGUAUGAUGCCACCUGGCAAUGUAUUUGACCUUUUUAGGGCACUUCAUUCUGAGAGUGAAUUAUCUGCAUAGCAGUUACGGUUUUCUCACGCAAACAUUUCUUUUAGCUCUUUGACUGGGUUUCAUUUACGAGAAACAUACCUGUUUAGUACUAGCGUUGGGGACAACACACUGCUUAAGGUGUUCUUUCCAAUUAUCGUCGGAAUGUUGUCGAGGACCAUGUUGUUUCUUUGCUCAGGCAUCCAAAGGGUUAAUUAACACACCAGACUUUAUCUUUUCUGUCUCCCCGCUUACUGGAUGCUCUUGUCUCCGCGUUUGUGAAUCAUCCAGUCAACAUAUUGUAGCAUUUUAAUUUGCUUGGUAUCCUGCUCGGCUUUUAGUCCCAGACAGGUUGUAGUAGGCAGACUGGCACAUCUGAGAGUUACUCACGCCUCAUUACACAUGCCAGGAAAAUGACAUCCAUUUAACGUGUAUGGUUGGGUCCACAUGUCUGUUCUUCCUGUGCUUCCUUUUUGGGAUAUCUCCAGAGCUUGUGAUCGUGGUCCGAAUGCCCGCCGGCUGCUUACACUAAUUGUUCGCCAGUUUGAAUGGCAGAGCUUUACAAUGCCACCAAAUACAAAAGCACAAUUAAUAAAAAUACAACACCACUGAACAAAUUAAUCAUCACAAUUUGCAAUUUAAAUGAAAUGACGCUUAUAAUUAGGGCAGCAUUGUUCUUUUACUCUGUUCUAAUUUAAAGGUUAUGCGGUUGGAUUCGUCACAUGUCUAUGGGAUCCUGAAGUGCCAGAGAAGAUAAUGUAUUUUUUUUUUUUUUUUUGCCCUUGAACUGUGUUGAUAGGACUUUGGAGGUUAUCAGCAAUAGCUAGUGGAACUGCAGAAGAUAAUGAAUUAACCUCUCACUUGCCAGAGCUGUAUAAAGCGCAUAGGUUUAUAGAACCCAUGCCCUUUAACUGCUUCACAUCCUGACAUACCCAAUAUAUUUAUGCCAUCAAAGUACCAUGAAGAUGGCAUAGAGUUUAACGUUCACCCCUAAGUGGAGAUCUAUCAUUUGUUACAUUUCCUUCUGUGAAUUGUGGAACGGAACACCUCCCAGCCGAACAGCUGAUUCAUGCCUCUAAUAAUAUCUGUUCUUGGAGAGAUGAGAGCUCUUACACCAAGCUAUUGUCUGCCGUCAAACUCUGUGGAUAUGAUAUAAGCACUGAGGAUUUCAACCAUGAGAAAUGGCCCCCUUUCUCACACCCCCAUCCCAUCCACUGGAAGGGGGAAUUAAAGCAUGAUGAUGUUAUAAAUAGCAGCUGGAAUAUAACUGAUACAUACAGCACAGAUUGGGCCAAUUGCAAGUCAAGGAGGAGGCUACACAGCUGGCUGACAAAUGCUGUAUAAAUUCCUGGAAUUAAGACCGUUCUAUGGGAAGGGAGGGAUAUGUGCUCUACUUUUUUCACAGCUGAUAUGUUUAACCAGUUCUCUGCCAGAGCAGCUGACAUUUAGCCCUUUACAUACCAGAGUCCUGACUUAUGUGUUUGACUCCUAAAUGUCAGAGAAAUAUUUGCACCUUUAUCUCAGAUCUACUAGAUUUAAUAUGCAUCUGGUCACAGUCAGUUUACAAUUUCAAGUUCUAUAUAUAAUAUGUAUAAAUUUGGUCAGAGACCAAAAGCGAUGACAACUGGGAAGUGGGAGAAACCCCUUUAGAAGGCGAGUCAGUUCUGUGCUUAAAGAGAAGAUCUGAUUGGCCUGAAUAAAGAGGGCUCUACCUUGUGAAAAGUUAAAGAAACACUACAGCGUUGGGAAUGCAAACCAUGUAUUCUUAACGUUAGUGUUCUAGUAACUAGUCUCAUAACUGCCCCUCACCACCAUGAAAUUAUCAUUUAUUUAUUUUUUAUUCAAUUUUACUAAUUUCCACCAGCAUGCCUGCCAUUUUUGCGGUGUCCCCACUCCACCCCCCGAGUCCCAGGUGGAUGAUGGGAAAGCAAGAUAUAGAACCAAAGUCAAUUAUUGGGAGCGAGAUUACUUUUUUCAAUAAGAAGUGACACUCUCUAACACAUCUAAUUAUCCACACACUCUGAUACACAUGUACAGUAGAGCUAGCUGCCCACACAAAUGUGUCAAUCACAAACCUGAUUAGCAGCACACUCAUACUUAAAGAGAUACCUUGCCAGUCACACACACACAUACAUAGAUAACUAGCCAACUCCACACACUCACUCCCACAUACAUUAUAUAUUUUUUCUCUCACUCCUCCUGCAGUACAUCAGUUGGUAGUGACGAGGUAGGUGUUUUUCUGCAUGUUCGGUGUGUUUCCUGGUUCACAAUACUGGGGAUCAUGUGAUUGUUACCCUUGAUGCGCUAACCCUUAAAGGAAAAACACACUCAAGGGAGCAAACAUUGCAAUCUGCAACUCACGUUGUGAGUGGGUGAUCCCACUCCAAGCACACCUAUGGGAUGGCUCCUGUCACUUACCUUUUAUCAGGUGCUGAAUGCGAAGUGCUGUCCACACAUAUAUAAUACUGUCACUGCCUUAGAACUGGGAAAGCCAGGUUAGAAUACCAGUCAGACCACCUCACAGUAAGUGUCCCUGGGAAAGACAUCUAACGAUAUUCAUGUAACUACCUCAAUAAUAUGAGAGUGAUAUGAACCAAGAGAGUCAUGCUGGCUCGGACAUCGCAUUAACAAGGUUGGCGUCAGAUGUUAAGUGGGCAACUGGAACAAACCAUUCUUGGACAUAUAAUAUAUAUGUAGAAAUUGUUUAAAAUAAGGGGAAUUUCAAGAAUUCUGACUUAAACCAGCAUACCUCUGGCAUUGUAUAAUAAUGAGUUAAACCUAUAUCAGUGAUACAGUAUUAAGGUUCCAAACCCUAUAUGAAAUGUAUCGUGUGUGUGUAUAAUAUAACAAAUUUUGCAUAGUGCAUCCUCCCAUGUCAGUGAUUCUCUGUAAUCUCACGGUAUUUUACUUGAAAGAAGGUCUCCAUUUAACAUGUCUCUGUACCCCUCAAGGUUAACCCCCUCGAAUGCUAGUGGAUCGCGCAGCACAAAUCAAUGAAUGAUGCUCCCAGCACUUAAUAUGUUAACUGUUUCCCUGUGCUACAGUGCUCAGAGCUGUCAUUUUUGGUCCUACCCACACGUUGUUUCAUUCACCCCAGGAGGCUUUAUUUAAUGUAGACAGACUGUUAAAGUAAGCCUUAGAAUGUACACGACGGGCUCUUCGUUUCUGAGAAAUCCACAAGCUCCCACAUCUUCUAUACUGCUACGCCACCCACUCACUGGAGUUCCUAGGACAAAAUGUUUUCAGUGCAAGGCUGUCAAACAGGAGGCAAUGGAGCGUCUCUGAACACAAGGACCUGCCUCUCUCCGUAUUAACCUCUCCGCUGCCAUAAGUAUAAAGCAUUUCUGGUCUCCCACUAGCUGGCUUUUUAACCUUUUCUGACUUCUGUCACGGAAUAGGUAAAACUAUAGAUCUUGCCAAUGCCGCACUGAUCAGACUAAAUAUGGAGUCUGACACAUUUCUGCUUUUGUAGUAGGAAGACUUUCUCUGCAAGUUAAUUGCGGAAAGGUGUUUGUAAUGUCUCCAGAGACAAAAAGAAAUCUAAUAACCAUAAACCAUAUGUCUUACUUCUGUGAUAUAGAUUAUUGGAUGAUGUAGCACUGCAGAUAAAAUGGCAAUCCAUGCUGUGAAUGACUGACCAAUGCAGGAUUUCUCCAGGUGGAAAGAAUUUGUAAUAUACACUGAACAAAAUUGUUUUUUUUGUCCCCACUUUUCAAGAGCUGAACUCAAAGAUCUAAGACUUUUUCUAUGUACACAAAAUGCCUUUUUCUCUCAAAUUUUGUUCAUAAAUCUGUCUAAAUCUGUGUUAGUGAGCACUUCUCCUUUGCCGAGAUAAUUCAUCCACCUCACAGGUGUGGCAUAUCAAGAUGCUGGUUAGACAGCAUGAUUAUUGCACCAGUGUACGUUAGGCUGACCACAAUAAAAGGCCACUCUAAAAUGUGCAGUCUUAUCACACAGCACAAUGCCAUAGAUGUCGCGAGUUUUGAGGGAGGGUGCAAUUGGCAUGCUGACUGCAGGAAUGUCCACCAGAGCUGUUGCCCAUGAAUUGAAUGUUAAUUUCUCUACCAUAAGCCAUCUCCAAAGGCGCUUUUCAGAUAAUUUGGCAGUACAUCCAGUCCCGCCUCACAACCGCAGACCACGUGUAACCACACCAGCCCAGGACCUCCACACCCAGCAUCUUCACCUUCAAGAUCGUCUGAGACCAGCCACCCGGCCAGCUGCUGCAACAAUUGGUUUGCAUAACCAAAGAAUUUCUGCACAAACUGUCAGAAACCGUCUCAGGGAAGCUCAUCUGCUUGCUCGUCAUCCUCAUCGGGGUCUCGACCUGACUGCAGCUCGUUGUCGUAACCAACAUUAAUGGGCAGAUGCUCACAUUCUAUGGCAUCUGGCACUUUGGAGAGGUGUUUUCUUCACGGAUGAAUCCUGGUUUUCACUGUACAGGGCAGAUGACAGACAGCGUGUUUGCGGUCAUGUGGGUGAGCGAUUUGCUGAUGUCAACGUUGUGGAUUUAGGGGCCCAUGGUGGCGGUGGAGUUAUGGUAUGGGCAGGUGUAUGUUAUGGACAACAAACACGGGUGCAUUUUAUUGAAUGCACAGAGAUACCAUGACGAGAUCCUGAGGCCCGUUGUUGUGCCAUUCAUUCACAGCCAUCACCUCAUGAUGCAGCAUGCUCAUGCACGGCCCCAUGUUGCAAGAAUCUGUACACAAUUCCUGGAAGCUGAAAACAUCCCAGUUCUUGCAUGGCCAGCAUACUCACUGGACAUAUCACCCAUUGAGCAUGGUUGGGAUGAUCUGGAUUGGAGUAUACGACCACGUGUUUCAGAUCCUGCCAAUAUCCAGCAACUUCGCACAGCCAUUGAAGAGGAGUGGACCAACAUUCCACAGACCACAAUCAACAACCUGAUCAACUCUAUGCGAAGGAGAUGGUGGUCACACCAGAUACUUACUCAUAACUCCCAACAUUUCAAACUGGGCACAGAGGGACACUUUAAUUUUAAGGGUGCAGGUGUGGCCAAGGGCAGGGCUGUUCUUUAGUAAUUUUAGGUGACUAUGUUUGAGAGCUAAUAGAUAUGUUUUGGAUAUCAUCUUUGUCACUUUUCCCGUGUUUUCUCUUGACCGCUAAUUAGAGCUAAUCAAAGUAACCAAUCUGUAUUUCUGAUUUCUUAAUUAAAUUUCUAUAGUUACCUAAGCUGGAUGUCUAAUGAUGUGACCACAUUGUAUUCUCAACUCAAGAUGUAGUAUGACAUAAUGAAGAGAAUGAACCCCUGUGGGGUCAUUCAUUUUAUUUAUUUAUUUAUUUAUAAAAUAUUUUACCCGGAAGGAUACAUUGAGUUUCCUCUCGUUUUCAAGUAUGUAGUUUAGUGAAAUAAAGGCAGAGUAUCCGUGUCACCCGUUAUAUUAGCAAAGGUUUAGAACUUCUAAGGUGAGCUUUAACAGCAUCCCAAUGGCCUUCAGCUUAACAUCUCUGUAAUUGUUUGUUUCUUUGUUUUUGUUUGACUUUGGUGGAGGGGGACUGGUUGUAUAAUCUGUUGUUUUAGUGUGCUAAGGUCCUUGAUCUUUCUUUUACACCACACUCUGUAGGGUUGUUUUUUGUUUUGUUUUCCCCUUUGUAGAUAAAUUGGUUGACACGAAAUGCAACGUCACUAGAAGUCACUUGUAGCCUUGUUAGUAACAGGAUUGUGUAAUUAAUAAACUCCUGAUUAAGGCAGGUUGACCGCUUUAUAAAGCAGACCAAGCAUCAUCUUUUCCUGUUCACUUUUUAGCAUCUGAUGACCGUCUGACAUGUCUAUUCUCUAUCUAAAAAUUGUGCUGAAUUUAGACUUGCGUGUUGGCUUGUCCCCAAACCCCAUAAACCCUGACCAGCUGAGCUUGUCGUUUCCAUUUAUUCUCUGUCUAUCUGUUAUGCACCCUCUGCUGAGUCCUCUGUGAAAUAGAACUCUCCUGACGCCUCUCAACCUACAGAUUUUCUCCCAAUCCAGUUUUCCAGAACUACCCCAGACUCUGACAUGAGGGGGAGGGUGGAAACAAUGGAUUGUUAUUCUAAGUGAGGCCUAAAUGUAUUGUGUAACCUUGUAGCCAUGUGUCAAAACGCAUGUCACCAUGUCAGUCAACAAUCUGAAUUCAGAGAAGGCUGAAGCUACACUUAAAGAAACAUCUGACCACAUGUUCUUGGGCAGAAAUAACUGUUGUGCAUUGUUUAAUAUUUUUGAAAUAUAAUAACCAUCCCUUAACAAUAUAAGAAUUUUGUUCUACCUUUUUGGGAUUUUGUAAUUGCUACAUUCUUUGAUAUUGUUAUUAGGCUUGGAGUAUUUAUUACAUAUAAUUUUCAAUGUUUUGGGUGGCUGACUUUUUAAAAUCCUCAUAUACCUUCCUUCUCUUCCUUUCAUUCUAACCUUGUUGUGGUGACACUCCGUUUCUACAUUCUUCCUUUGCACUAUUUACAGACCUCCUUCCAUUUUGUGAUUGCGUCCAUCUAGUCAAAAGUUUGGGAAUCCGAGAAGACACUUUAGUUUUGGUGCACUUAAUGCACAGUUUGUCAGAACUUCAACUGAUUGUUGUAACUUCAUGUUUUGCGUACAAUCAUACCUGUAUAUUUAAAUGCCUUUACAAGUAAAGUUUCAAACUGAAUUUGAGAUUUUCUUAAUGCAAGGAUUAAUAGAUUUCUGUGGCAUUAUUCACGUCCCCAUGUGGUGGUAACGUCAUAAACAAGUAGUACUGCAGGUUCUUUCUUACUCCUAGGCAAAUCAAGGAUGUCUGCAAACCUUUUACAUGUGUGCGUAAGAAUUUAAUCAACAACCAUCCAACCAUCUUGAUUUUGGUGUUUCAUCCAUUCCUCUUCAUAAAUCUUGAAUGUUGCUAAAUGAUCAUUAAGUGGUCAUGCCUCCAUCUUGUUGUGGUUACCCCUGCUUCAUUUCUUAUGAAAAAAAAAAAAAAUCUUUGCAGUGGACUCAUGAAGUCUGCUUGUUUUGUUUUUGCUUACUUUCCACCAGAUGUCUGGCUAACAUCUAGAAAGAAGCUUGCGAUUCUGCCGCUUCCCUGGGACCUUCCAGCCCAAGUCACCAAGCCUGGAGGCCACAAGUCAUGUUUAAGUGUGAAUCCAGGCAAAGAGUGGGCAACGAAUUCUUUAUCAAAUCUAUUAGUGACGGUGCGGCAGAAAAGCGUAGAACCACGUUUUUCAGAGUGGGUAUCACCUUAGGGAUCCUCUCUGCUCAUUUUGGGGGUAGGUAUAUUUAUUUCUAGUUGUUGGUUGGUUUUGUUUGUAUUUUUUUUUAUUUUUUUUUCUUUCUUUCUUCCAAGGUAUGCAUGCUCUUUGGUAGUAAAUACCUCUAUGUAGUCUUGUGACUUUAUCCACUCAGUUCAUGUAGUCUCCUGAAUUUCAGCUGAAUGUUGAAAAAUGCAAAGAAGCAGCAUUUUUGAGUUUAGCACAUAAACGUAGUUAGUAUAUAUCUGUACAAUGUGCGGAGUGCUUUUACAGCAGACUGGAGCAUAUACAGUUGAUGAAUAUGUUAUAGAAUUCCUGUUAAGCCAAAUGUCCAUUGGAAUUCCUAUUACAUGUUAUAUCUGGUAGGUCUUACCCAAGAAUUUCAUUUCCAGUGAUGGCUAAUUAUCAAUGCUCUUUAUCAAACGGAGCCUUUUCCCCAACUACACCUCCACCCUUUGUUCUGUAGGCUUUUUCAAGUUAAGCCUUCAGAGUUCCACAUAGUUAGGUGUCCAUUGAGCUCAUCAGUCGCACAGUGAGUAACCAAAGUUUGACAUGUAACAAGCCAGUAAUAACAUAAUUUAGGUCAAACUUAUUACUCACCCAUUCAAAGGUUGCAAUAAAGUAGUUGGAUGAAAAGACUUAAAAAUAUAUUGUACAGAUAUAGAGCUCUGACUUGUAGAGGACAAUAUAUGCUUCGGGGUCUAUGAUAUUUUUAUUUAAUGCAUUAACUGUCUUUGAAACUAUGUAAGGGUGAUCUCAUGGGGCACUUUUUGAGUGAUUCACACUGGCUUUGAGUCCAUGAUCAUCAUGGAUUUCUAAAAAUAAUAUGAUCGAAACCUAUACCUCCUAAAAAGGGAAUCUCCUGGGCCACAGCAUAAUUUAUACCUCACAUGUUCUAGAUAAAUGAUUGGGUCAUCAUAAAUCCUAGUCAAAUCAACAUGCCCUUGUAUUAGUCUCAUGCAACUGAGAAUACCUCACCUUCCAGAGUCAAGGGCCUCUUCAUAAAACACGUCCGUUAAUAUAGCUAUAGGUCUUACUCCUUGUACUGAUGUAAUUUCCUUUAAACUUAAAUUGUAAGUGUUAGAUGAAAAUCUGCAACUACAGGGUAGUGAUAGCGUUCUGUGUAAAAGCUUGCAUUCAUGAAAACAACUUUUUUCAUUUUUUUAUUUUAUUUUAUUUUUUUAAAUCAAGUUAAAAACAAAGACAACAACAUAUCAGGAGCCAUGUUGUACGUGAACUCUCACACAUGUGCAAGAGUAGAAAAAUAUAGACCACCGAAGAUACUGCUGGAUUCUCCUUAGAUCUGUUUGUGCAUUAACAGAUGUAAGUGACAUCCAAAGGGGAACAGCAUAACAGGGCCAUUUUUGCGAAAUUUGACUACAGGGACAAAGUAGUCCCUGUAGAUCAGGGGUGCCCAAAAGGUAGAUAUCCAGAUGUUGUAGAACUGCAACUACCAUGAUGCUUUGCAUGCUUUUAGAAUGACAAAGGAUCAUGGAAGCUGUCGUUUUAAAACAUCUGGGGUUCUUUCUAUUGGGCACCCCUGCUGUAGAUCUUCUGAUAUCAGUUUGGUCCUUAACCCCUUAAGGACACAUGACAUGUGUGACAUGUCAUGAUUCCCCUUUAUUCCAGAAGUUUGGUCCUUAAGGGGUUAAAGACCUAAUGGCAGCACAGGUUCAACAUAUUUAGCUUUGGCUGCUGAAUUCAGCCCUUCAGUCAUCAUUUUAGUGGGUCGUUCAGAUUGCUGUGUCCUCAUAGACUGUCAUUGGUCUUUAAAAGAACACUCCCACCCCUGUUACCACUUCAUUUUAAUUGUUGUUAUGGGGCAGGAGAGUCUAGGUGCCUCUUUACCUUCAAUACAUCUUGUUACAGUCAAUGGGCAGUCCAUAAUGGGCAUCAGCUGAUGUUCUAAGCCUGUCACCAGCCACCUGGCAAACCUUCCUGAUAACUCCAGCAGUCUAUGAGUAGAGAGGAGGCAGAGCUGACAGAGUGACCAACUUUGGAUUUAAACCAUUGGAAUACUUUUUAACCUCUGGAAGUAAGAUGGCACCAUGACACUCCUGCCCUAUCACUUUAUAGAGAUGAAGUUUGUUCUGGGAGUGUCCCGUUUUUAAAAGGGAUCUAAGAACCCUGUGAUAAGUGUGGUUGUGUGUUUUUGUCUUGUGGGGAGUUGUUUUGUUCUGUGUUUUACCCCCAUUUCUCUUUGUACUUAUGGUAAAUAAUAUUUAAAAUUUGAUUUGUUAGAAUAGGAGAAUAAUUUAUUCGGUGUUUCCAUAUUUUUUAACCAAUUUUUUUUUCAUUUUACUUAUUGGUUAAUUAUUACUAUAUUAUACUACUUCUAUACCUAUUUACUUAUUGGUAUGAUACGGAGAUUCACACCCUUUGGUAAAGUAACCAGAGUAACUUUGGGAGGGUGGGGUAGGAUAAAUCGUUCAGUGGCAUAUUAACUUGGUAGUUUGUUAUUCUUCUGGUUAGAAGACAUCUCAGAUAUGCAUAAUUUUUAUCCUAAUCUCAAUGUUAGUAACUGACUAGUGCCACAUUGAUGUGACGUGAAGUAUGGAUUCUUUGACUUCUAAUAAUAAUAAUUAUUACAAAGACUAGUUUUAUAACUAUCUCUGUACUCUCUCCAGGGGCAAAGACUCCCGAACCGAAACCUCACAAUUUGGAGAUGGGGAAGGACUACUACAAGAUACUGGGUAUCCCCAAUGGAGCCAAUGAAGAGGAGAUCAAAAAGGCCUAUCGUAAAAUGGCACUCAAAUACCACCCAGACAAAAACAAGGAUGCUAAUGCUGAGGACAAGUUCAAGGAGAUAGCAGAGGCCUAUGAUGUUCUCAGUGACCCCAAGAAGAGGGGUGUGUACGACCAGUAUGGUGAAGAAGGUCAGUCUGUAGCUUUCUUGUAUUGUUAGAGACAUCCAUAUUCUAGGUGAGAGAAACAAUAAGCUAUUAAAGUUACUAUGCUCUGAGAGAUUUUGAAAAAGGUCAAAAGCUGUUCUGAGGUCAAAGAUCGACCUUUUAUUUGCAUAGGUUAUAUACCAGGAGGCUUACUAUUUUUCAGUUCACAAUAGUUUGUAAAUGCAUCAAUUCACAAACAUCUCUGCAGCUAUAAGCCCAUCAAUAAAGUGACAGACACUGCAGGAUGAAUCUAUACUUCCUACUCUGCUUUUCCAGACUUUUGUACAAGAUGCACAUGUUAUACAAGUCCACAUUUCCCAAUAUGCAUUUCCACUGCUUAUUGUGAAGGAGCUUGAACUGCAAUCCAUGUGAUAACAACUGCUUUGCUUAGGCUGCAGUUUAAUGCUUCCAUUAUAUCACAUAAACACGAGUUGGGCAAGGUUGAAGGGGUAUACUUAACGUUAACGUAAAAUGAUGGGAACCUGUAGAUUGUCUGAGUCACUUCCUGGUCUUGGCACAGCUCACUGCAUAAGCUUCGGAACACCAGUGCAGGAUCAUCUAAGAGCUGUAUCAUCUUUAUUAAUCAUACUGAUUUGUUUUGUUUUUCCUUCAGUUCCAAUAGUUGCAUAAAACUAUUGGCUGAACGUGAAAAAGUAGCAAAACAGACUUUACAUCAAUUAAUGAUACUGUACGUACCAUAAAAAUUUCAUGUUGUUGAUGUAAUCAUAGUUCCUGGAGUCACAUGGCACCAUCCCAAUGUUCACCGAACAAUUUAAAAUAUUUAAAAAAUGUCUGGGCACACGUAUAUCCAAAUUGCAGGCUUUAUCAGCGAGAAACAGGUAGUGUUUUGGCACAAACAGGAGCCUUUUCUCAAGUGGCUUGAGAAAUGCUCUUCUUUAGGCUGAAACGUUGCCUGUUUCUCUCCAAUAAUUACAAAUGUAAUCUGUGUGUCCUCAGACAUUCUUUAUUUUGCUUAUUAGGGUCUUGUAGUGUUUGUUUUUAUUCUUAGUGAGUGCCAGUUAUAAAUAUUGCUCGCACCGAACAGUUUACCAUUGAUAUAAGGUCCCCCUGUACCAUGGAUACAUCUCCUGCUCCUACUAGCUAAUGCAGGAUUGCACUUCACAUUAGGCACAUUAAUUUAUACCAGCUCUGGGUGACGAUGAUGAGCUGAAAUCCCUAGGUGAGCUGUGCAAUUCUGCUCGUUAUGAUGAAAUAAAACUUAAACACUUUUUUUGGUGCUGUGGACUUAAUAUAAUCUUUAUGGUACACAUGAGUUUUGCAUCAAUCUUUGUCACAGAUAUUUCCCAGUUCACACAUAAACACUAUAAAGUAUGCAUUCAAUAAGCAAACCCUUCUUUUCUUUCAGUUAAUGUUUUAUAUGUGCACACUAAGAUGCAAUAACGUUUAUAUUGCCUUUUCUAAUUUAAUAGACAGACUGGAGAGAAAGGGGGACAAUCUUAGAAGGAUUUGGAUCAGAAUAUAGUUACUAAUAAAAUGUACUGGAUCCAUCUAGUCUGCCUGCAUUUGCAGUCAUCUUUCCAGGUCCAAAAGUAAAUUAUAUGAAGCUAUUAAUAUCCUCCCAGGCUCUUCUAAACUGGAUCUCCAAGGACUUAUUUGUACAAAACGACUGUGCUGUUUAUUCUAAAAGGGAAACUGAGCCAGGACUCUUUCCCAGUGCAUACCUGUCAGGGCCACGGGGAGAGCGAGACUUGUUAUAUGCUCGUCAUUUGCGAUGAAUAAGCCUUGGGGGAGAGAUAAAAAUUAGAUUUUAAAUUCAGAUGAGCCUGAAUAAACCAUUAUGAUUAUUUAUUUAAAGAUCUGUCCUUUAUACCAAUGCAAAAAUAAUUUUAAAAAAUCCUCAAAUAGGAAGUUAGCAUGUUUAUCCAAUAAAUGCAGUGCAGGGAUAUCUGAAAGUUGUAGGUCAAUUAUCAGAUUUUUACAAGAACUCACAGAAACCUUAGCGGUGCUUCCUAAUGACAUGAACAACUUUGUAAUUGGAGAAACCUUGCAGGGACAGGAAGGACGGGCAUAUGGUGCUGUGACAUUGCAUACCAGCAAGAUGAAAGUAUUUUAGAAUGUGGAAGUGGGGAGAGAGAAGGUAGGGUCAUGACAUAAAAAAUAUAUAAACAGUGGCUGAGACCAGGAAGUGGCUGAGAAUUUUCAGCCAAUCCUGGCACUUCCAUUGUUCUCCUUGGCAGUAAGAAACACAUCUCUAGACAGCUGUGACAGUCUGUAGAAGAAGGUGAGGGCGGCAUGUUUUUAUAGCUGUAUUGAUGUUUGUGAUGGGUGUAGCUAUAACAGAGUUCAAAGGCAUGGGAGCCUGUUGUACCAUAGGCAUUGCAUUGUACAUAAAUAAAUAGUACUUGGAGUGACUCUUAAUGAAAUGUUUUGUCCCAAAUGCUUAACAUUAGAGAUAAUACUUAAACUGACACUCAUCACCAAAAUCCUGCACAUUAAAAGGUUAGUUGAUUUGAAGUGGUCAUGGUGAAGUCUGUAUGUGCAGCAUUUCGCUGUGAAAUUCUGCACAUACAGAGUUUAACCUCUUUGCUCCUGGAGGUGUAAUUCCAACUCCAGCAGCAUCAUUGGGGGUUCAGUCAGCCUGAAAAAGAGUUCUAGCCUGGCUAACGUUAGUUCUGUGCAAAUCUUGCACAGACACUCAUUCGUUAGAUUCUGUAGCCCUGCAGAAACCAGUUGCCUACAGAACAGACCUGUUGCCCAGCAUGACCAGGUAAGGGGGCAAACCAUUGUAAAACAGCUUGCCCCAUUACUGAGCUCCAGAGUAUUGCUACCAUUAUAACCACUACAGUGGGCUGUAGAGGUUAGGAUGGUUGGAGUAACCCUUUAACAUCAUGUUUUUUGGGCUAAAAGAGCCUGUCCAUGCACCAUCCCCUCUGUAAACACUUCUUUUUCUAUGAAGCAUUAGAUCUCCUGAGACUGCAGCAAGACUCUCAUGGCAAGGGAUGAAAGGUCAAUAAAACUCCUUUGGAUUCACUUUUAAAUGGGGAUUUAAAAUCGGAUUGUAGAACCUUUGUUAGAAAUACAUAUUUUUUUCUUAAAUGUAAAUGCCCUUUCAGCAGCACCUAACCUCACAAUGAUUUCUUACGUAGUAAUGGAUUGAAAUAUUACUUAAACAAAUCCGUUCAUCUGUUGUCAUAUUUUCUAUUAUGGCAAAGCAGUGUUAUUUAAUUUUUGUUUUUCUUUCUUUUUUUGCCCUGCAGGUCUUAAGACAGGGGGUGGAUCAUCAGGUAAUACUGGAAGCUCUUUCCACUACACUUUCCAUGGGGACCCACAUGCCACAUUUGCUUCUUUCUUUGGUGGAUCCAACCCAUUCGACAUCUUCUUUGGUUCAAACCGCACUCGAAUGUCCAAUGGGUUUGAUCAUGAAGACAUGGACAUUGAUGAUGACGAGGAUGAUCCCUUUGGAGGUUUCGGUCGUUUCGGUUUCAAUGGUGUGAAUGGCUACCAUCGGCGGCAUCCAGAACAGCUGCACUCCCGCCGCAAAGUACAAGAUCCACCAGUGGUGCACGAGCUGAAAGUAUCACUAGAGGAAAUUUACCAUGGCUGUACAAAGAGAAUGAAGAUCACGAGGCGGCGACUCAACCCAGAUGGACGCUCACUAAGAACAGAAGACAAGAUUCUGAAUGUAGUCAUUAAAAAGGGCUGGAAGGAAGGUACCAAGAUCACCUUCCCUAAGGAAGGCGAUGCUACAUCAGAGAAUAUCCCCGCAGACAUAGUGUUUCUACUGAAAGAUAAACCACAUGCUCACUUCAAGAGGGAUGGAUCUAAUGUGGUCUACACAGCUAAGAUCACCCUGAAAGAGGUAAGUCACUGUACAUUUGAACCUAAACAUUGCUUGUACUUAAUACCUGCAGUUUCCUAUGUUUGAUUUUUGUUAUUUUCUAUUUUUGUUUAGCAGGCAAUUUAAAGAUACACUCUUAACAUUUACGCUAGGGGUUAUGUUCAUACUCCAACCUUGUCCAUAAUUUCAGCCAUCCAACUACUUGAAUUGCACAAGUCAGAUACUUGAACUUACAAGCUUUGUGAUGAGUUCACUUAUGUGCCCAUACAGUUUUCGUUCCUAGGUGGUUUUUACACACACACACACACACACACACACUCUCUCUUUUUUAUUAAUUAUAAAUUCUAUUUUGUGUGGUUUAUUUAUUUAGUCACAGUUUACAAGAGUAGAACAGAAACACAAGUAUAAAAUGCUCAUUAGUGGGUUACUCCAACCCUUUUUUAAAGUGCAGUUUUCUAUUUAAAAUGCCUCCAUGGUUACUACAUGCAUUUGUACUGCUUGCUAACAAACUAGUUUGUUACAUGUAUUUAGCCUAGGCCCCCUCUAAUACUGCCAUGUCUGCAUUUUACCACAAACACUUUAUAAUGUUGUUAUUCUUGCUGUGCGUUCUAAAUAGAAAUCUAGAAUAGUCAGUGCAGCUACAGUUCCUGGUAAUCCCACACAUGCACUGCUUUUUCCUCCUCCAAGUGACCUUUCCCCAUUUCCACCUGGUAGAUUGAGAGAUUUCCAUCAAAGCUAUUUAAAGCAAUAUGUAUUUUUACCCAGAGCCGGAGGGGGGAGAGUGAGGAAGCAGGCGCAUCUGUGCUGCAAACUCUUUGUGAGAUGGAUUACCUACAAACCUCUCUUUUUUUGACAGAGAUUUGACAUUCAGAAUUACUGGAAUAACAGCGGAUUCAGUGUUCCGCAAUGUGAAUGAAAAACAUAAAAUUGGACUGUGAUUUGAAGAGCAUUUAUUUCUGUACACAUUAACAAGUCACAUUGAUCAUUAUAUCCAGUAAAAUAGCACACAUAGAAACAAUGAAUUAGACCAAUAUUCUUGGUUUUUCGAUAUUCUGGUCAUUGUGCUCCAGGUAGAAAAAUGGUAUCAGCAAUAUUCAUAUGUAUCUCACACACAAAUUCCAAAGCCCUGCACUUCCCCAAACAGCAGAUUUUAACAAUACUCUACUGGACCUUAUCCGAUCCCUAAAUCCUCAGCUCUACAGGAGCACGGUGACAGGUUUUGCAUAUGCCUAGACUACAGAUCUCCCACUUCAUAAAACUGUCAGAUCUUGGCAACUCUUUUUUAACCUCCUUGGAUAUGUGCAUUUCCUUAUGUACAUGCUCCCCAUUACCAGUGCCAGAUGGGUUUUUGUCCUUUUAUGGUUCUGUUUUUUUGGGGGGUUUUCCACUUUAAAGGAACACUAUAAUAUUAGGAACACCCUGUAAGUGUUUUACUUACCUUUUAUUCCGCUCUCUUAGUGGCAGGCCCCACCUCCUAGGCUGAGAUUAUCAAUCUAGAUAAUCUCAGCCAAUCCAAUGUUUUCCCAUAGGGAAGCAUUGGGAGUCUAGUGUGCAUGCGCGACAAAACUCCACAUUGUACCAAUCAGAUGGUCUGUUAUUUCUGUGGAAGUGCCUCUAGUGGCUGACAGUGACAAUGUAAACAUUGCCCUACGUUUUGUUUUACAUUGCAGGGUUAAAACAGGGACAUGGCAUCCAGACCACUUCAUUGAGAUGAAGUGAUCUGGACGCAUAUAGUGUCCCUUUAAAGGGCCCCUGUCAUGCUCCAAAAAACUAAGAAUCUAAUGAGCAUAAUAGUCUAUCUAUACAGCGUGCUAGCGGUUUUGCUGGCAAAUGUAUAGGCUAGGAGGAAAAAAGUGCAUGUACUGUGGUUGCUAUGGAAACCACUUCUAGCACUUGCUAGGGAGUAUAGAAACAGAGUGACAUCACUCCAUUCCGACGCCAACACGCUGAUGACAAAGCCAGCGUGCCACCAUUACUGAUGAGAUUUGCUUUGGUUGGGAAUAUCCCCCUUUCUUUGUGAGGGACCAAUUAAGAGGAUAGUAGAGCUCACAUAGGUUUAGUGUUUUUGGUAAACUCUCGUGAUGUUGUGUCAUUGGGUUACAGAUAUUGAUACACUAAGGGUUGUAUAGAGAGGCUCAGGGCACAUACUAUUAAGGGCUGUGCUAGUCUUGUAGUCUAGUAGUAAGGUAUUCUGGAAGGAUUCCAUAGUGGGUUAAGUUUGUGAUUACUGCCCUGCUGUCAGAAUCCUAUUCUUGAAUCACUCACAGGAAUAGUCUGACAGAGUCUUGCAGUGCUUCACUAAUUGGGAGCUCAUGGGUCCUGUUUCUCUGUGUCAAUGCAAUUUCCUCGUUCCCUAAUCUGGAUAAGAGUUUAUUGUAUUUCAAGACGUUUUACUAAUAAGGAAGGUUGUUCCAAUAAGAACAGUACAAUUUUAAUUGGUGUAUGUUUUUAACGUGGCACAGAACACCAGAUGUAUUGCUAACUUUUAUACAUUUUGCCAAGUACCUUUUUAGUAUCUUACAUCAAACACAAAUUUUGUAUGGUCAUGUUAUGCAAAUUAAAUUGCUUAUCCCAAGAUCCUCUGCUUUAAAAAAAAUUGCCCACACACACACACGUUUGGCUAAUUUUUGCAAUCUUGCCAGCAUGGGGUUUUAUGAUCUGACCCCUUUUGAAGAUUAAGGAGAAAUAAAUCUUUUUAAAAGGAAGUGAGGUCUCGUGUCAAAUCCAUGUUUACUACUAAUGUCACUCCACUGUAAAUAUAUAUAUAAAAAAAAAAAACUCUUGAUUUCUACCUAAAAUAUAAGCUGCUCAUGGUUAUAAGUUUGUUGCAGUUUAGAGCAGAUUGCCUUGCACAUUUUAGUUUAUUUGGUAUUAAAAUAUAUGAAGAAAAAUGCUCUAGCAUUACUGUAUUACCUUGGAUUCUCUCUAGACCAGCGGCACCCAAAAGGUAGAUCCCCCAGAUGUUUUAAAACUACAGCUUCCAUGGUGCUUUGUCAUUCUAAAGGUGAGGAAAGGCAUGCAGUGCAUCGUGGAGGUUGUAGUUCUACCACAUUUGGGUAUCUACCCUUUGGGCAUCCCUGCUUUAGACUCUAUCAUCACAAGUUAAAAAUCACAGCCAGCUGUUAUAAGGUUGUGUGAGUAUACACAAGCCAUCAUGUGCAUAUUUAUUUUUAUACACACAGCCACAUGUUUAAAUCCUAUCAGGUCAGAUUGUGACCUGAUCUGAUUUAAGGUCAGCUGGGUAAGAUGUACCUCUGGUGCUGCCAAUACAGAGAAUAGCAGCGUGGGGAAAAUAAAUAAAAAGUACUGAGCUGUCCAUCCGUUAAAAAUAAAUGGCAUUUCAUAACAGGGAAUAGUCAGUACAUACAUUGAAAAUUAAUCUCACCAAUUAUCGCACGGUUUGGCCAAAUCCUGCUUUUGGCACGUGUCUUCUCCAUUUCAGACUGAUGUCCGGCUCCUUCCAGGUCACAUUCCAAAUGUUCUCUUUUUUUUUUUUCCUCCUUCCAGGCUUUGUGCGGCUGCACUGUGAACAUUCCUACCAUUGACGGCCGCGUGAUUCCUCUGCCCUGUAGCGAUGUCAUCAAGCCGGGCACUGUAAAGCGGUUAAGGGGAGAGGGUCUGCCGUAUCCCAAAGUCCCUACUCAGCGUGGUGACCUUAUUGUGGAGUUCCAAGUACGAUUCCCGGACAGAAUACCCCAACCCACGCGGGAACUCCUCAAACAGCACCUCCCUUGCUCUUAGUACCAUCCAUGAGCAGAAAGGGGCUGAAGGCCAAGCAAUACAUCACAGAUCUGUGCCAAGACUUCACCAACCUUUACACUCUUUAUUUGUACGGUUGUCAACUUGCAAAAACAUGCAGUCUAUGCACCCUUCCUCCUCUGUUAACUCCAGUAAACAAAAGCAGCUCCCACAGUUUGUGUUCUUUCAGCGCCUUAUUUGCGUUAGACUUGAGGGUGCAUUUCAGGUGACUGCCACAAUCAUUAAGAUAAAGGAACACCGGAUCCUUUACUGGUUCCCUCUAUCUAAACUAUAACCUCUCUGUUCUAGUCCCCUCCGGCAGUACAGGGGUCUAAGACUGGACAUUCUGUUCUUUUUGUCCGAUAUUUAAAGGAUUUAAUCUGUUUUAUUUAUAAGAUUUAGUCUGUUAAUUUAUAGCUUGUACUAUGAACUUUUCAGGUGAUACAUUUAUUAAAACCACACACCCUUCCAGGCACUUUAACCCUCUGGGUGCCAGAGUGGGGGGAUAAUUUACCUGCGCACACCCAUGGUGCUCAGAGGGAUGAAUGACAGUAUUUUUAAUUAUAAUUCAAAAACAGAUGAACUUUCUUGUAAAUUACUUUUAAAAUGUUUUUUAAAAAAAUAACACUAUUUGUAAAUAUAAGUUUUAAAAUAGUCAGCAAUUUUAACAUUUCUAUGCACUAAACAAAUAAAUGAAUGGGAA